GGCGGCGUCCUCCCAAGAUCCUUUCAGCGUCUUUGACAUUCCGCCCGCUCGCUCCGACAGCGAGAAGCCGCCGUGGCUCGUCGGCAAUCAGACAGCCGAAGCCGACAGUGAGAAGCCGUCCUAUAGCCUGCAGCCACCCGUCUGCAGCAGCGAGUCCACCUCGGGCGCGGUUUAUAAGGAGGGUAAUACUCUGAUCUGUUCCGACCGUGAUCACAUCGAGGACGAGGUGUCUGUCGACCAGAACAGCCCGCCGCUGACGCUGACACUACUGCUGGACGACGACGACCUGCUAGCCCUUGUCCUAAUGGCCCUGUCCUGGACUGGAGGGCCGACGGGCUUGCUAGCCGCUGGUGCAGUCUGUCGACGCUGGAAUGACGCCGCUGGCUCGAACCAUCUGUGGAGAGAGCUGUGCCGGCGCGACUACCCGGCGGCCGCGUCGCUGAGUGCGGUCGCCAGCUUCCAGAGCGUUUACGCGCGCCUCGCGCGGCCGACGCAGCGGAGACGGCCUCCGCCGCUCGAGCAGUACCAGUUCCUGGUGCGGAUCUGUGCGGGCGACGCGGUGCUGCUCGACGUCUGCAAGCCGCUCUCGGCGACGCCCUACCCGGCGCUCGGCCGCGAGCACCGCUACGUGCACGCGCACAUCGACCUGGCCGCCGGCGCCGUGCCAGAGGCCGCGCUGGAGAGCCAGGAGGCGCUCGUCGAUUUCCUGGGCGAGCUCGCGGUGCGAAACACACGACGAGAGAGCCCGUGGCGGCUCACCGUCAGUGCCUUUCGCAGCUCCGACCAGCGUUGCGCGCUGCUGAUCGACAGCGGCGUGUCGGAGGGGUGCGUGCCGACCGACUAUGCCGGCGGGCACGAGCAGCUCGAGUUUGGCGACUUCGAGACGCGGCUCUUCUCGCUCGACGCCGAGCGGCUCGCGCUGCGGGAGGGCGUCGAGCUCAAGGCGGGCGCCGACCUCGCCUUUCUGGUGGUGCGCACCCCGGCGCCCAGUUGGGACGAGGGCUGGUACCUCCGGCCCGAGCUCUGGCUCAAGGCACACCUGCGGCCGUACCUUAAGGCGCCGCGCGAGCUGGGCUGGGCGCUCGAGCUCUUGCUCGAGGCGAGCGGCUGCGAGGCGGUCGGCGACCCGGUGCACGGCUGGGCACAGGCCGGCCGGCUCGACGGCCAGCUCCAGCACGAGCUCUUCCUGCAGGCGCUGAACGAGGCGCUCACAAUGCACGGGUGAGUCACCCGGUGAGUCAGCCAGGUGAUACACUGUGGGAUUCCCUUCGGAUAAGUCGAGACAGCUGACGCUAGCCGUAAAAAGAAAGAAAGAAAAC
Messenger RNA from Emiliania huxleyi CCMP1516, 1319 nucleotides. RefSeq lists its product as hypothetical. The transcript has 5 exons. NCBI's taxonomy places the organism in Eukaryota, Haptophyta, Isochrysidales, Noelaerhabdaceae. Gene Ontology annotation, molecular function: protein binding. The coding region runs from base 305 to 1225 and encodes 306 amino acids. The record is from RefSeq and is a predicted model, not a curated record.